AGUGAGUACCUGGAACUGGGUAGCCAUGAUGGAUAUGUAAGUGCUGCUGUGAUUCAAACCCCUCAUUUACCCGGUUACACACUUUACCUUCUUCUUUCUUCUUCUUCUUCUUCUUCUUCUUCUUCUUCUUCUUCUUCUUCUUCUUCUUCUUCUUCUUCCUCCUCCUCCUCCUCCUCCUCCUCUUCCUCCUCCUCCUCUUCUUCUUCUUCCUCUUCCUCUUCCUCCUCCUCUUCUUCUUCUUCCUCUUCCUCCUCCUCCUCCUCCUCCUCCUCCUCCUCCUCUUCUUCUUCUUCUUCUUCUUCUUCUUCUUCUUCUUCUUCUUCUUCUUCUUCUUCUUCUUCUAGAUUUAUCUAUUUAUUAUAUGUAAGUACACUGUAGCUGUCUUCAGACACGUUUUCUUCUCCACUCCCACUCUCUCGCUGUCUUCAGACACCCCAGAAGAGGGCAUCAGAUCUCAUUACCAAUGGCUGUGAGCCAUCAUGUGGUUUCUGGGAUUUGAGCUCAGGACCUUCAGAAGAGCAGUCAGUGCUCUUAACUUCAGUCCUCUUUGUUUCUUUCUGGACUUAAUCAUGUUUAUCAAUGUGUUGCCCACUGGAUGUAGGUGUACCAAUGGGUAUGCAGUGCCAGGGAGGACAGAAGGUGGAGUCAUAUCCCCUGGAACGGGCAGACUGUUGAGCCACUCGCUAUGUGGGUACUGGGAAUUGUGCCCAGUACUCUGGGAGAGCAGCACAUCUGGAGCUUAACAUCUGGACCAGGUCUCCAGCUCCAUGCCUUGCUUCUCGUGCUCCCUGCCCUGCUCCUCUGCCCUCCAAGCCUCUUUGCAAUGCUUUUUGAGAGAUGGGUUUGUGAGCCCCUCCAGAGCAGCCAUAGAGUCCAUUUCCGGUGGCUCCUGGCUGUGCCUGGCGCGGAUCCAAUCUGCCUUGACCCUGAUCUUGCGUUCCCAAUCCCAGGGAGCAUUCUUCCCUCUGAAGGAGGACAACUGGAGCCUCCCCAACAGGGCGGUGGAGCCUCAGCUGGAGGACGACGAGAGGAUGGUGUACGUGGCCUUUUCCGAGUUCUUCUUUGACUCUGCCAUGGAGAGCUACUUCCAGGCUGGAGCGCUGCAGCUGACACUUGUUGGGGACAAGGUGCCGAGUGACCUGGACAUGCUUCUGAGGGCCACCUACUUUGGGAGCAUUGUUCUCCUGAGUCCGACAGUGAUUAACUCCCCACUGAAGCUGAAGCUAGAGGCCACGAGCCCUCCACGUUGUACCAUCAAGCCGUCAGGCACCACCAUCUCCAUCACCGCCAGCGUCACCAUCACCUUGGCCCCGCCCAUGUUGCCCGAAGUGGAGCUGUCCAAGAUGAUCAUGGAAGGCCGUCUCAGUGCUAAGUUGACACUCCGGGGCAAGGCGCUGCGAGUGAAGCUGGACCUUCGAAGGUUUCAAAUCUACUCAAAUCAGUCUGCGCUGGAGUCUCUGGCGCUGAUCCCACUGCAGGCCCCACUGAAGACACUGCUGCAAAUCGGAGUGAUGCCUUUGCUGAACGAGCGUACCUGGCGUGGGGUGCAGAUCCCCCUUCCUGAGGGUAUCAACUUCGUGCGUGAGGUGGUGACCAACCACGCGGGCUUCGUCACUGUUGGGGCUGACCUCCACUUUGCCAAAGGGCUUCGAGAAGUGAUUGACAAGAACCGUCCUGCAGACGUUGCGGCCUCCCAUGUCCCCCCACCCUCUGCUGCAGCUGCCUGAGCCCAUCACCCCACCUGGGUGGCUGGCAUUCAGGAACCUAACUGAAGUCUUCUCUGCACCCCCUGCCAACCCCUUCCCAUCUACAGUGUUAGUGGUCCCGGUGCCACAGAGAAGAGCCCAGUUGGAAGCUAUACCCGAUUUAAUUCCAGAAUUAGUCAACCAUCAAUUAGAAUCCAUCCACCCCC
This is a messenger RNA of Mus musculus (house mouse), 1912 nucleotides long. It is a transcript of the gene Pltp, whose product is annotated as phospholipid transfer protein. Gene Ontology annotation, cellular component: high-density lipoprotein particle; nucleus; extracellular region. Gene Ontology annotation, molecular function: phosphatidic acid binding; phosphatidylethanolamine transfer activity; phosphatidylethanolamine binding. Gene Ontology annotation, biological process: sterol transport; intermembrane lipid transfer; phospholipid transport. The transcript has 8 exons. The coding region runs from base 768 to 1727 and encodes 319 amino acids. Lineage: Eukaryota; Metazoa; Chordata; Mammalia; Rodentia; Muridae. The record is from RefSeq and is marked validated.